AUCCCCGCUUUGCAGAGCACAGACGGGGACACCAAUCUAACCCUUGGUAAGAGCACACUGGAGCAAAACAAUGCCAAAGGCUCCUGGGUGACCUUGAGCCAGAGUACUGUGGUGCUGGGCACAGAUGGCAACACUUCUGUUCUUCCUGGCAGAGUGGAGGGGGUAAGUUGGCAGGAAGACGAUGUAGGGGAUGAAAAUAAAGCCCGAGGGAACUGGUCUAGCAAGCUGGAUUUCAUCCUCUCCAUGGUGGGUUAUGCAGUGGGGCUGGGCAAUGUCUGGAGGUUCCCGUACCUGGCCUUUAAGAAUGGGGGAGGUGCGUUCCUCAUCCCCUAUUUGAUGAUGCUGGCCCUGGCCGGGAUCCCCAUUUUCUUCCUGGAAGUCUCCCUGGGGCAGUUUGCUAGUCAGGGGCCCGUGUCAGUCUGGAAAGCCAUCCCCGCCUUACAAGGCUGCGGCAUUGCAAUGCUGAUCAUCUCCGUCUUGAUAGCCAUAUACUACAACAUUAUCCUCUGCUACACACUUUUCUACCUUUUCGCCUCCUUUGUACCUGUGCUACCUUGGGCUUCCUGUAACAACCCUUGGAACACGCCAGACUGUAAAGAUAAAAACAAACUUUUGUUAGAUUCCUGCAUUAUUGGUGACCACCCCAAAAUACAAAUCAAGAACUCUACUUUUUGUAUGAGUGCCUAUCCAAACUUGACUAUGGUUAACUUCACCAGUGAAGGAAACAAAACAUUUGUCAGUGGAAGUGAAGAAUACUUCAAAUACUUUGUAUUGAAGAUUUCAGCAGGGAUUGAAUAUCCUGGUGAGAUUAGAUGGCCCUUGGCACUGUCUCUUUUCCUAGCUUGGGUGAUUGUAUAUGCCUCCCUUGCUAAAGGAAUCAAGUCAUCAGGAAAAGUGGUGUACUUCACAGCUACGUUUCCUUAUGUGGUUCUCAUCAUCCUUCUUAUAAGAGGAGUAACUCUACCUGGAGCGGGAGAUGGAAUCUGGUACUUCAUCACACCAAAAUGGGAGAAGCUGAUUGAUGCUAUGGUUUGGAAAGAUGCUGCCACUCAGAUUUUCUUCUCCUUAUCUGCAGCAUGGGGAGGUCUAAUUACUCUCUCUUCUUACAACAAAUUCCAUAAUAAUUGCUACAGGGACACCUUGAUAGUCACAUGUACCAACAGUGCCACAAGUAUAUUUGCAGGCUUUGUCAUCUUCUCAGUGAUUGGCUUCAUGGCAAAUGAGCUCAAAGUGAACAUUGAAGCUGUGGCAGACCAAGGUCCUGGAAUUGCUUUUGUGGUUUAUCCAGAAGCCUUAACUAGGCUCCCCCUCUCUCCAUUCUGGGCUAUAAUAUUCUUUUUGAUGCUUCUGACACUUGGAUUGGACACUAUGUUUGCCACUAUCGAGACUAUAGUGACCUCCGUUUCGGAUGAGUUCCCCAAAUACUUACGUACGCACAAGGCACUGUUCACUCUUGGGUGCUGCGUCUCCUUUUUCAUCAUGGGAUUUCCUAUGAUCACUCAGGGUGGAAUGUAUAUGUUACAGCUUGUGGACACCUAUGCAGCUUCUUAUUCUCUUGUCAUCAUUGCCAUCUUUGAGCUUGUUGGAGUUUCCUACAUAUAUGGAUUGCAGAGAUUUUGUGAAGACAUAGAGAUGAUGAUUGGAUUCCAGCCAAGUAAAUUCUGGAGAGUCUGUUGGGCAUUUGUGACCCCAACUAUUUUAACAUUUAUUCUUUGCUUCAGUUUUUACCAAUGGGAGCCAAUGACGUAUGGAGCUUACCACUAUCCAGGCUGGUCCAUGGUGCUUGGAUGGCUGAUGCUGGCCUGCUCAGUUAUCUGGAUCCCAGUUAUGUUUGUGAUAAAAAUGCAUCUAGCCCCAGGCAAAUUUAUUGAGCGGCUCAAGCUGGUGUGCUCUCCACAGCCUGACUGGGGUCCGUUUUUGGCCAAGCACCGUGGUGAACGUUACAUGAAUAUGAUUGAUCCACUGGGAACCUCCUCCCUGGGACUUAAACUGCCAGUGAAGGAUAUAGAACUGGGGACCCAAUGCUAA
Molecule: messenger RNA, 2028 nt
Organism: Indicator indicator
Lineage: Eukaryota; Metazoa; Chordata; Aves; Piciformes; Indicatoridae
Gene: SLC6A5
Product: solute carrier family 6 member 5
Exons: 15
Coding region: 244-2028 (594 amino acids)
Biological process (GO): synaptic transmission, glycinergic; sodium ion transmembrane transport; glycine import across plasma membrane
Cellular component (GO): membrane
Molecular function (GO): glycine:sodium symporter activity
Source: RefSeq, a predicted model, not a curated record